This is a messenger RNA of Argiope bruennichi, 402 nucleotides long. RefSeq lists its product as uncharacterized. Lineage: Eukaryota; Metazoa; Arthropoda; Arachnida; Araneae; Araneidae. The coding region runs from base 1 to 402 and encodes 133 amino acids. The record is from RefSeq and is a predicted model, not a curated record. The transcript has a single exon.
AUGCAAUUUCGCAAAAAUGCUAUUGGAAUAACAUCAGAUAUUAAAAAGGCCUUCUUACAAAUCAGUUUGAACCCAAAGGAUAGAGAUUAUUUUAAGUUUUUAUGGUGGAAAGAUUUUUCAAGAAGAGAGGAAUUGAUCACUCUGAGACAUUGUCGAGUGGUAUUUGGUGCUUCUCCUAAUCCAUUUUUACUUGAGGCAACGAUAGCUCAUCAUCUAGAGAAUGUCUCAGAUGGAAGGAAGGAAACAGCUCGUCAACUUCAAAAAUCCUUUUAUGUAGAUAACUGCAUAACUAGUUUAGAAACUAGAGAAGAGGCAGCCAAAUUUAUUUCUGAAGCUAAAGAACUAAUGUCUGCAGCCAAAUUUGAUUUACGAGGUUGGGUUACUUCUGAAGAAAUUGUAUAA